This is a messenger RNA of Closterium sp. NIES-65, 4047 nucleotides long. The record is from the annotation of a GenBank genome assembly. NCBI's taxonomy places the organism in Eukaryota, Viridiplantae, Streptophyta, Zygnematophyceae, Desmidiales, Closteriaceae.
AUGGAAGAUGGACACCGAGAGGAUGAACCUGCACCUGUCAGCGCCGUGAGGGAGAGAGACUCCAAGCUCGAGCUUUUUGAGAGUGACCCUCUGGUCGAUGCUGUCGGCGUGAGAAGGAUGGCUGGUGAGCAUCCCAUGAGUCCUCGUGACGGCGAUGAGAUGCACGUUCACCGAGGUUCCGACAGGAGCAUGAAAGUAGCGAAGCUGGGUACCCUGACCGGCGUGUACAUCCCGUGCGUUCAAAACAUUCUCGGAAUCAUCUUCUAUAUUCGUCUUUCCUGGAUUGUGGGUAUUGCGGGUAUCGGGCAGAGCCUGCUGCUGGUUGCGCUGACGUGCCUCAGCACAGUCCUCACGGGCUUAUCCCUCUCUGCCAUUGCCACCAACGGCGCCAUGAAGGGAGGCGGCCCUUACUACCUGAUAGGGCGAGCGCUAGGGCCUGAGGUGGGAGUGAGCAUAGGGCUGUGCUUCUUCCUCGGCAAUGCAGUCGCUGGCUCCCUAUACAUUCUUGGUGCGGUCGAAACGCUGCUGGAUUGGCUCCCCCAGAUGUCCCUCUUUCCACCGGAGCAGGUGACGUUUGGCGUGAACUCAACAACCAACUCGACGGUGGAGCUGGCGUCAACGGCGGACAUGCAGGUGUACGGAGUGAUCGUGACCGUCGCGCUCUGCAUCGUGGUGCUGGGGGGCGUGCGCGUGGUCGUGCGCGUGGGGCCGCUCUUCCUCAUCCCCUCCAUCCUCGCCAUCAUCUGCAUCUUCAUCGGAAUCAUCGUUGCUCCCCGCAGCGGCAGCCCAGAGGGGCUGACUGGGCUGAGCCUCAGCACUUUGUCGAGCAAUUGGGCGUCGGAUUACCAGAAGACCAACGCCAACGGCAUCCCUGAUGAGAACGGCAACUUCAACUGGAGCUUCACUCAGCUGCUGGGCCUUUUCUACCCUGCAGUCACGGGCAUAAUGGCGGGCAGCAACCGGUCGGCAUCGCUCAAGGAUACACAGAAGUCCAUCCCCAUCGGCACCCUCUGGGCCAUCGGCACCACCACGCUGCUCUACGUGUUUGCAGUCUUCAUGUUCGGCUCUGUGGCGCUAAGGGACCUGCUGCUCACUGACCGGCUGCUCACGGCCACCCUGGCCUGGCCGUCCCCGGCAGUGGUGUACAUCGGCAUCAUCCUCUCCACGCUUGGCGCCGCCAUGCAGAACCUCAUGAGCGCGCCGCGUCUGCUCACAGCCAUCGCCAAUGACGACAUCCUCCCCAUCCUGGACUGGUUCAAAACAGAGGACAACCAGGAGCCCUACCUCGCCACGCUCUGCACGCUACUCAUCUGCGCCGGCUUCGUGUGCAUUGGAGAUGUGGACUAUGUCACGCCGGUGAUCACCAUGUUCUUCCUGCUGUGCUAUCUCGGGGUGAACCUCUCCUGCUUCCUGCUGGAUCUGUUGGAUGCGCCGUCGUGGCGCCCGAGGUGGAAGUGGCACCACACGCUCACCGCCCUCGCUGGCGCCAUCCUUUGCGUUACGAUCAUGUUCAUGAUAUCGUGGUUCUUCACGCUGCUGUGUCUGCUGCUAGCGGUGCUCAUCUACUACUACGUCAGCCUCAAGGGCAAGGCCGGCGACUGGGGCGACGGCUUCAAGUCUGCCUACCUGCAGCUCGCCCUGCGCUCCCUCAAGUUCCUUGGAGCGAGUCAGGUGCAUCCCAAGAACUGGUACCCCAUCCCGCUCAUCUUCUGCAAGCCCUGGGGCAUCCUGCCUCCCGACAUGCCAUGCCAUCCGAAGCUUGCUGACUUUGCCAACUGCAUGAAGAAGAAGGGGCGCGGAAUGACCAUCUUUGCCACCAUCCUCGAAGGCCGCUUCAGGGACCGGGCAGAGGAUGCACGGUCAGCGAGCCACCUGCUGCUGAGCUACAUUGACUACAAGCGCUGUGAGGGGGUGGCAGAGGCCAUCGUGGCUGACUCGCUCAACGAGGGAUUCCGCAUCGCAGUGCAAACCAUGGGGCUGGCGAAUCUCAAGCCCAACAUCGUGUGCAUGCGCUACCCUGAGAUCUGGCGCGAAGACAUCCAGAGGGACAUCCCCGGCACGUUUGUGAACGUCAUCAACGACUGCAACACAGCGAACAAGGCGUGUGUGAUCGUGAAGGGGCUGGACGAGUGGCCGGGCGAGUACCAGAAGCAGUACGGCACCAUCGACCUCUACUGGAUCGUGCGGGAUGGAGGCAUCAUGCUGCUGCUGUCCCAGCUGCUGCGGGCAAAAGAGAGCUUUGAGAACUGCAAGAUCCAGGUGUUCUGCAUUGCGGAGGAGGACACAGGCGCGGAGAACCUGAAGCUGGACGUGAGCAAGUUCCUGUACGACCUGCGCAUGCAGGCUGACGUCAUUGUCGUCACCAUGAAGGCGUGGGAAGACGUCGUGUCCGAUGCUGAGGGCGCUGAGGCAGAGCUCGCCCGGCAAGGCGCCAUGGAGGCUUUCACUCGGGCGCGGCGCAACAUAGCCCAGAGAAUGAGCGAGGACCCCGAGGCUGAGACGCACCACUCACUGCUGGACGAGAGCAAGGUGAAUAAGUUCCUCUACACCACAAUCAAGCUCAACUCCAUUAUUCUGCGGUACUCGCGCAUGGCUGCUGUGGUGCUCGUCAGUCUCCCGCCUCCCCCUCAGAACCAUCCCCCUUAUUGCUACAUGGACGCAGACCACCUCAAGACACCGCUAGACUGGCGAGGGACCAUGGAUUUGGAUGCCGUGGACUACGGAGAGGACUGGCGAGAUGACGACGUACUUAAGGACCGGGUUGAACGGUCCACAGACGAUGCCGAAGCACGAGUGCCGCAUUCGGCCCGCGGAGUUCAUGGCGAUCAGCCAACGGCUAGCUCGAAUCAGCGAACCGCACUCGUUGCUCCUCCGUCUGCCAUGGAUUGUCGCAACUACGACGCCUCGGCUUACGCUGAGCGCGUUUUGCGCGAGCGGAAGCUAGCCGGGAGCGUGAUCUACGCUGCGCUGCUCGUUCCAGGUGACCACGUCAGCAUGCCAGCUGGAGAGCUGAGGGACGAAACUCACCCCAAAACUCUUUUCCCCGCCGCCUCUCUUCCCGCCUCCCCUGUCCCCGCGCAUGGCCAGCGCGGCGGCGGGCCUUGGGGGGAGGCGGGGGAGGGGGCGAGGCGCGUGGGGGAGGCGCAGCCCGCAGCAGCGGUGCAGGCGCACAAGGGGGCGGCGUUUGGGCUCAAGACGUGCGCUAUGGGGGGACAGCCGCUGCUGUUCAGCUGCGGGGACGACGGUCGUGUUGCAGGGUGGCGGUGGAGCGACCUCCUCUCAUCCAAUCCUGCUCAAGCCCCUCAAGUGGCCCCCUGCGUUGACCUGGUCAACCCCCCCACCACGUGGGCUGCUGCAAGGGGCGUGGCAGUGGUGCCAGAGACCAACGCCAUUGAUGUUGACGAGCAGAGGAACACCAUUUACAGUGCAGCAGGCAACGGGUGUGCAUACGCAUGGGACGUGGAGUCUCAGAAGCGGGUCGCUGAGUUUAGGGGCCACUCAGACUACCUGCACUGUGUGGUGGCACGGCCGCAGCACCACCAGAUAGUGACGGGGUCUGAGGACGGCACAUGCCGAGUAUGGGAUUGCCGCACAGCCACCACAGUGCUGUGUCUCAACCCCUUCACUGCGCGCCAAGCACCCCUCUCCCCCUCUUCGUCCUCCUCCCCUGCCUCGCCUUGGGUCAGCAGUAUAGCAACUGACUCCACAACUCCAUGGCUGCUGUGUGGCACAGGCGGCAGCACGGCGUCUCUCUUCUCGCUGCAGGCACCCGCCUCUGCACUGCUGCGUGUGUCUCUUGGCGCGCCAGUGCAUGCGGUGGCCAUGGGGAGGGAUGCGGAUGAGAUACUAGUGGCGGGAGCCAGCGCUGUGUUGACUCGGUUAACUUUUGCCGGCCAGCUCAAGUCACUAACUGCCACGGCCAUGCCAUCCAUCUACUCCCUCCAUUCACAUUCGCCGUCCCAGCUUGUGGCAGUGGCGGGGAGAGGGGGGACGGUCGAUAUAAUCACCAGCAUUGGCAGUCACCUGGCCACUUUUCAGUGCGCCUGA